Molecule: messenger RNA, 1912 nt
Organism: Bactrocera tryoni
Lineage: Eukaryota; Metazoa; Arthropoda; Insecta; Diptera; Tephritidae
Gene: crc
Exons: 5
Coding region: 270-1499 (409 amino acids)
Biological process (GO): regulation of transcription by RNA polymerase II
Cellular component (GO): nucleus
Molecular function (GO): RNA polymerase II transcription regulatory region sequence-specific DNA binding; DNA-binding transcription activator activity, RNA polymerase II-specific
Source: RefSeq, a predicted model, not a curated record
CUCUUUCAGUAUCAUUUUCCUCAAUGAAACCGAAAAAACGUAAAGUGUUAAGUUCCGAUUUUUUUGCAUUUAUAUUGAGGUGAAAAUGGAUUUCUAGUUUGUUUGCGUAAGCACAAACCAAGCACUUUGGUGCACAAAAGUUUUAGCGAAAAUGAUUUUAAAACAAAGAGCCACCAUGGCUUCCUUCACAUCAACAACAGCGUUUUUAGGACAAGAUUCCUCCAAAUCAAAACUUUUUAUCCCUUCAAAUUUCAUAACAAGUCGAGAAUAUGAAACCUGUUUCAAAAAUGGCAACGAAUACGGACAUUUCAGCAAUGGAGUCUCUAGCUCUGCCUGCAGAACUGUAUUGGGACUGCAAAACAGAGCCGGAAUCUCCCCUGUCCAUGGAGCUAUUUUCCAUGAAUGAGCCAGCUGGUUUUUGGCUCCAUGAUGACAAUUUUGAAAAUGGCAUAGUAAUGGUCAGCGACGAUGAUUUUGACUUGAAACCCGGAAUGGAGUUACUCAAUGGUGAUGACUUAGUUUUGGAAUUUAGCGAUUUGAAGGAGGAAGAGUGGGCCGAAGACAAAGUGCCACUACUCGAUACCGACUCUAUCAUUGCUCACCCCAAUUCAGUAACAAAAGUCUACAGCUCCUUUGAUAAUUCUGAUGCUCUAAAAUCGGAAAAUUUCGAAAUCACAGUUCUGACCACAUUAACUCCACCGCAAUCUCCACCACAAUCUUCUACUUCGGCAAACAUCCUACAACAUGCCAUUGCAACGGAAGGCGUAGUUAAUUUCAAUAAUUAUAUACACCACUCAUCGUUCCAUACAACACCGGCAACAGUGAGUAGUUCAGCACCAACGCCCGUAGCUACAUCUACAAUUCACGCCGUUCCGUCCCAUGCGUUAACAUCGGCUACACCUGCAGCAACGCUACAAAAUCUACAUUUCUCCAACUACUAUGGAGCUGCACCGUUCACACCUUCCGAGGCGCCACAAACCGACGACGACAAACGCAACUCACAGAUCGUAGAUGAUAUAUUGAAAUCAUUCAUAAAAGAAUUGCCAGAUUUAAACGAUGAAUGUGAGUCUAACUCGUCGUCGGCAUACUCGACUGUAUCGCGCCCAGAGUCAAUUGUUACCGAUGAGGAUUGGUCGCCAGAUUCUUCUUUCUCAUCAUCUGCCAGUUCUUCGCCCAUAUAUGGCGGCGGCGAUGAAGACAACUCACAAUUCGUGCAGUCGAAACAAUCCGAACCCAAGAAGCGUACACGCCCAUAUGGACGUGGUGUUGAAGAUCGCAAAAUUCGGAAAAAGGAACAAAACAAGAAUGCGGCUACACGUUAUCGUCAAAAGAAAAAAAUCGAAAUGGAGAACGUGUUAAAUGAGGAGCAACAAUUAACACAGCGUAAUGACGAGCUGAAACGCAUAUUGGCCGAGCGUCAGCGUGAGGCCAAGUACUUAAAGACCCUCAUUAGGGAGUUCUACAGCCAGAAAAAAGGCAGUGAAAGCAGUAAACAUUGAAGUACCAACGACCAGUCAUCAAUUCAAAUUUGUCAUCAAAUAGCUAACAAAUCAACUGUCCAACAAAAACCAACAAACAACAUUUCCAAACAACAUUUUAAACAUAUUUUUUUAACUAUUGUAUUUUUAAUUGCUACGCAAACAUUGUAAUAAUUCAGCCAAUAUGCAACUAAGCAUUGGCACGCAUUGCUAGUUGGCGCUUAUGACAGGAUCUCUUUUGAUCCUCGAAACAACUUAGCCACGUGCAAGUGCGUGUCCCUCCCAAAUGUGUGCAUAGUGCCCAAAUAUAAACCCUAAACAACAUCAACCAAAUAACUAUGUACACGUAGAAAUUGCUUAGUUGACUCUGAAUUCAAUUCGGGGUACUUAAAGUGCCUGCGUUUCAUAUUACAAAUAAAAGGGUUUAUAAUAUA